CGAGCCCUCGUCGGGGCGCGGUGGACGUCUCUGCCGAGGGCCUCUCCCGCACCCCUCUGGCGGGGGUUGCGAACUGCACCCUCUGCAAGCCGCACCCUUCGGAGUCGCCGACUAGGGGCCGCUCGAGCGGCGCGUGCGCGGGGUGCCCGUUUACCUGCACGGCCGCGGCGGCGGCGCGGGGCCGGGAGGGCUGCUCGGGCUGUCGGAGAGCGGCCGUUCGCGGAACCCGUUCGUGAAGGACGUGGUGAACGGGGAGCCGCUGUACGUGGACGAGGGUACGUACGCCAGCGAGGGCGUGGAGGAGGAGGAGGAGGAGGAGGAGCAGAACUGGAUCGUGCGACUGCCGCAGGACUGGGACGACGACCAGCUGGCCGGGUUCAUCGACAAGUACGGGGAGCACGAGCGGGUGGUUUGGAUUGGGACGCCCUCAAAUUUGGCCUUGUCCAUCGUGGUGGUCCACAGCACGCUGUCGUGGAUCGAGGGGGUCCUCUCGAAGGCGCCCCCAGGCUUCGUCCUCUACGUCGAGCAGGAUAGCGGGUGUUCGAGCAUCCCGAUCGUCGACGACCCCGACAACAAGCCCGAUCACGACCCGGGGGUGCGGAAGGAGGAGUUCGGCCCAGACGGCAGCCAAUCGAACCCACCGUCCUGGGGCACGGACCGCAUCGACGCAGAGCUGGGCCUCAACCAGGAGUACGCGCCAGACAUUGUGUCGGUCCCGUCCGUGCACGUCUACGUCUUGGAUACGGGCAUCCGCACCACCCACAACGACUUCGCGGGAAGAGCGAUUCCGACGCUUGAGACGGUCGGUAACACGCUGAAGGUAUGCGAUCCCGCCGACACGGAGUGCGCCACGGACCGGGACGGCCACGGCACCUUCACCGCAGGCACGAUCGCUGGGCAGCUCUACGGGGUGGCCAAGGCGGUCACGCUGCACGCCGUCAAGGUCCUGGACGACGAGGGCAAUGGCCAGUUUAGCUACCUCGUGUCAGCGGUAAACUGGAUUAUCAAGAACGGGCAGCGGCCCGCGGUCAUGAGCGCCAGCCUCUCGGGCAAGGGGACGAUCAAUUUCGUCACGGACGCCAUCGACGCGGCGGUGCAGGCCGGUGUCACCUUUGUUGUGGCCGCCGGCAACAACGGCCAGUCCUCCGAGCCCGACGCGUGUAACUACUCCCCAGCGCGCGUGGGCGCCGCGAUCACGGUGGGGGCGACCGACACCCAGGACCGCGAGGCAUCCUAUAGCAACUCCGGCCCGUGCGUGGAUAUCAUGGCGCCCGGCUCAGCAAUCGUGUCCGCUGGCAUCACGGGCGACAGCGCUGAGGCGACGAAGACCGGAACGUCGAUGGCCGCGCCGCACGUGGCGGGCGCGGUGGCACUCAUGCUCUCAGUGCAGCCGGAGCUGACGCCUCAGGAGCUGGUGGACCGACUGAAAUCCCAUGCCAGCAAGCACGUGGUCAAGGUCAGGAGCCCAGCGGAUGGGUCUCCGGACUCGCUGCUGUUUGUGAAGGGGGAGCUGCUGUCGGCCACCUCGCCGACCACUGCCCCAUCGGUGUCCGCCCCCUGCGGGCUGGGCUGGAGGGACGUGGCUGGGCCCUGCCGCGUGGACGAAGAGUGCUGCCUGCUCAGCCCCAACUACCCACAGGCCUACGGCGACGGCCAGCUUUGCAUCGCGGCCGUCGGCGGGGCGCCCGGCGCCAUCCGCGUCGACGCCUUCUCCACGGAGGCGUGGUUCGACCGGCUCCACGUGAACGGGGUGCCCUUCUGGGGCGACCAUGGGCCUAGCGGCGUGGUGCCGGCUGGGCUCCGGUGGAGCUCCGACUUCAGCGUGGCCAGGCCGGGCUGGCGGCUGUGCCUGCCGGAGCGGCAGCCGGCCGCGGGCUCGGAGAGGGCGGAGGCGGCGCAGUUCCGGGAAGUCGAGCCCCCAGCCGUGCAGGCGGACGAGGAGGCCGGCUGCGCGGCCCGCUGCGUGCUGCAGGGGGCCAACGGCACGUGCGCGGAGCACGCGCUGCGGCAGGCCGCGGACGGUGCUGGCUGCUCCAGCGCCCUCGCCGCCGUGCUGCGGCAGUGCAGGAGCUGCUACGGCUGCGCCCUCGACGACGUCGGCUGCACCGCGCCGGGCGAGGAGAGCGUGCCAGAGGACGUGUGGCAGCCUGGGGGGCAGACGGCGCUGGCCGCGCAGGCGGCGCCGGGCCAGCCUUCGGUCGCGACGGGCGCCGAGGCCGCUGGGAGUCCCGCGGGAGGUGCCGCGGACGUCGCCGCGACUCCAGGGGGCGGCGUCUAUGGUGCGGCGGGGCCCCAAGUCAUUGGCGCUGAGGGCGCUGCGCUGGAUGCCACAGGGAACGUCCAGCAGGGUGCGAUCGGCGCCCCUGCGGGUGCUGUUGGCGAUCUUCAGCUGGCGGCGACGCCUCAUCUUGAGAAUGCUGCAACUGCUGUUUCAGACGCGGCUGGCGCCGCCCUGGACAUGGCAGGGCAGCUGCAUCAGGCGGCGUCGCCGCAUCUUAACAAUGCUGCAGGUGCCGCUUCAGACGUCGCCGGCGCCGCUGUGGGCAUGGCAGGGGAUCUCCAUCAGGCGGUGGCGCCUCAUCUUGGCAAUGCUGCAGGUGCUGCUUCAGACGUCGCCGGCGCCGCUGUGGGCAUGGCAGGGGAUCUCCAUCAGGCGGCGGCGCCUCAUCUUGGCAAUGCUGCAGGUGCUGCUUCAGACGCGGCUGGCGCCGCUGUGGGCAUGGCAGGGGAUCUCCAUCAGGCGGUGGCGCCUCAUCUUGGCAAUGCUGCAGGUGCUGCUUCAGACGCGGCUGGCGCCGCCCUGGACAUGGCAGGGGAUCUCCAUCAGGCGGCUGCGGCAGGCAAUCUCAACCAAGCAGCGAGUGCUCAUGUGGACAACGCAAUGGGCGCCGCCGCGGACAUGGCAGGGGAUCUCCAUCAGGCGGCGGCGCCUCAUUUAGACAGUGCUGCAGAUGCUGCUGUAGACGCAGCUGGUGCACUGCAAGAAGCAGCAGCGCCUCAUGUAAAAAAUGCAGUCGAAGCAGCAACGCCGCAUGUACAACAUGCUAUCAGCACAGUUGGAGGCCUGGCUCAGGAUGCCGCUGGAAAGGCCCUGAACGCAGCUGGCGAAGCAGCAAAAAAGGCCGCAGCGGAUGCUGCACAGAGCGCCGCGGAGGCUGCUGCGCAGAAGGCGCAGGACACGCUGGUGGAUGCGCACCAGGCGGUGAUGGACGGUAGUCUCCACGAGGCGGCGAAGCCUCACCUGGACAACGCCAUGGACGCGGCUGGGAACAUUGUCGGCGAUCUCCAUCAAGCAGCGACGCCUCAUCUCAGCAACGCUGCAGAUGCUACCCUAGACGCUGCCAGCGAUAUCCAAGAUGCAGCAGGGGAACAUUUGAGCAAUGCUAUGGAUGCUGCUGGGGAUGUGCACGACGCGGCGAAAGAACAUUUCGACAACGUGAAGAAUCUUGCCGGCGGCCUGUUCCGCUGACGCGGCCGUGCACGCGUGACGCCGAUGCACGAGGACGCCGUGUCAGGAGCCGCAAUCACGAAGCCAGGCGAACUCGUCGACUCUUCUCGCUGCACCUGCCUGGCUCGAGGAGGUCGAAGAGGGGUGAGGAGGAUUUAUUCCAUCGCCCUUUUUGCGCACCGCUUCUUGUCGUCCCUCCUGGGAUGUACUCCGUCCGCGCAGGCCGGCAUUGACCUGCGCCUUUUCCUAUCUCGCAGUGUUAGGUCGGGCAUGUCCUCCUACACGCAGAUUUUCCUUGAGACCCUGGCGUCGUGGAUACCAUGGCAUGGGCCAUGAUAUUUCCCCAGAUCUCGGGUUUCGGCUGCUCUGAAAGGAAGCCAGUCCCUGGCGGGCCCUGGACUUUCUCAUGCUCGGGGUCGGUUAGGCCGCGCCCGGAGUUGUCCUGGUCCGAUCUUGUCCUGGUCCUGGCUUCGUCUUGCAACCCCCAGCAGCCCUGGGCCCUCGUGCUCCCGGGCGCCCGGCCUCGUGGAGAGGCCCUGCGCAGCGCGCGCGGCCGACGAGGCGGUCUCGGUGGGCGCCAGCCAUGCGCCUGCACCGAUCCUGGCCGGGCUCCUCCUGUCCGCGGCGAGCGAGGGGGGAGGUGAGAAGUUUUUCCCAACCGUCCUGAGGUGUUGGG
Messenger RNA from Prorocentrum cordatum, 4124 nucleotides. Lineage: Eukaryota; Dinophyceae; Prorocentrales; Prorocentraceae. The record is from the annotation of a GenBank genome assembly.